CCUGGAGCAUCAAAGAGACGAGACCAGAGACGUCUUCAUGUCUGAUUUUUAAAAAGUUUGAAUCGGACAGUACCACUCUUUAUGAGUCGGGGGGGUGAUUUCAUUCAAAAGAUUUUUUGUUCUUUUAUUUUGAUGAUUGGCAUCAUUUCCCAGAAUCCCCGGUGUCUUCCAGCACCUGUAUGUGUCAUUGGAACAGAGGUCAUUGGACUUGAAGCUAUAAAAUUCUUUUUAAAGAAAAUGUGACUAUUUAAAAAUAUAUACAUACUCUUUUCUUAUGUAUUUUGAACAAGGGAGGGAAAAAAUGACAGAAUAACAUUCACCGAAAAAAGUAAAGAUCAUAUAAAGUAACUAAUUUCAUUAAAGUAUCUAAUUUUACUAAUGGGUUAUGAGGAAGUAAAAACUGAAUUAUUCUAUCCUUUCUCUUUUGUAGCUUUACUGAAAUGUCAUGUUUGCUUUCUCAAUAACAUUUCUGCUAUGUUUUUAGAGAAAUUGGGUCAAUCGGUCCUUUAAAGUGUACGGUCAGAACUGUUGAACUUCUUGGGGUUUCUGUCCUGACACAGGCUGUCAUCGAGGGAGAGGAGGCAGAAGAAAAUUUGAUUUGAAAGGUUAUUAGGUCGACUUGUGUGUUUGAUGUUGCCUUCCUGUCACCAGAGGCCCAGAUAAGAGGAUUCUGCACAUACCUAUUGACUUCACUGCCAAUUUAUACACAGCAAGCCCGACACUUGAAGGCACACGCUCACUUCCCCCCGGCUGGCUCAGUGAGAAGCUGCAGGAUGGAGAUGGCACUGGUGGUGAGUUUCUGCUUUCUCGUAUUUGUUCUGAUGAAUUGAAUCAGAUAUUUUACUGUACGUCUCAUUCCAGGUGUCUGCAUCGUUGGUUGGACUUACCCUUGUUCUGCUCUCCUUUCCUGAGCACGGCUCUCUGAACAGACUGCUGGAUGGCCCCUCAGGUAGGAUUUCUAUGCUGUAGUUGCUGAUCAGGGUGAGAACGUCCUACAACCUGCUUUGUGUUGUCAGGAACUGUGUAUUUGGGGUCAGUGUUUGUCAAUGAGGCUCUGCACCGAGCGACAGAGCUGACUGAUGCUGCCUACGCCCACACAAAGGAAAGGGUGAAAAAGUCUUGGUCUGAAAGCGCUCUCAGAUCCAGUGACCUCCUGGCUCAGUUUAAGCAGAUUGAAACCAGUACCAGAACUCAGAUCCAGGCUGCUGAGCUCCUGGACAACACGGUGGAGCUGAUCAGGGAGAUGGUGUACACCAACACCAUGAAACAGCCCAAUCCAUAUGGUACUUUCCAAAGAGAUGUUCGCCUUCAAAUUCAUUAACAUUUUGUUAAUAUUUUAGAUGAAACCUCUGAGUUUGUUUCAGGACACAUUUUAAAAGUUUCCUCCAUGAUCUCUCAGAGCUGCUCAGUGAAGGAGACAUGGAGAAUCUGCUGCAGGUGAGCGGCUGUGCCACCGACCUGCAGACACCCACCUGUCAGGCUGACUGUCUGUCUGAGCGCUACAGGUCCAUCACGGGGGAGUGCAACAACAGACAAUAUCCAAAAUGGGGAGCUGCCAACAUCCCGUAUUCCCGCUGGUUGCCUCCAGAGUAUGAGGAUGUGUGGGGGAUGCCCCGAGGCUGGGACCCCAAACACAAAUACAACAACUUCAGCCUGCCCCCGGUGCGGCUCGUGUCACAGGAAGUGCUGUUCACUCACAACAGCAACAUAUCUGAGGACUCCACGCUGUCCCACAUGCUGGUGGACUGGGGUCAGUGGAUCGACCAUGACAUGGUGCUGACCCCGCAGAGUCCCAGCACAGUCACCUUUAAGACUGGAGCCGACUGCACCCACACCUGCAGCAGGAACACGCCCUGCUUCCCCAUCCAGAUUCCUCUGUCUGACCCUCGUAAUGGUGUCCAGAGCUGCAUGCCCUUUUUCCGCUCUGCUCCGAGCUGCAGCCCCAGGGUUCCGCCUCAUCGCCACCGGGAGCAGCUCAACGCCAUCACCUCUUACAUAGAUGCCAACAUGGUGUACGGCAGCUCAGCCGCACAGGCCUUAGCUCUGAGGAACCAGUCCUCUCCUCUUGGAGCAAUGGCUGUCAACCUGCAGCACUCGGACCAGGACCUGCCUUUAAUGCCGUUCCUGCCCCGCCUGCAGGCUCACCUGGAUCCCUGUGGUCCUCGCAACAGCACCUCAACAGGGGCCUCAGACAGAUCUAACUUACAAGACAACAUAACGUCAUGCUUUCAAGCUGGUGACUCCAGAGUCAAUGAACAUUUGGGCCUCAUUGCUCUGCACACGGUCUUUCUGAGAGAGCACAACAGACUGGUGAGAGAGCUGCACCAUCUUAACCCUCACUGGAGUCCCGACACGCUCUAUCAGGAGGCUCGCAAGAUCAUUGGGGCCAUGCAGCAGAUCCUCACAUGGGAGCAUUACCUGCCACGGGUCCUUGGCGAGAGCGUCAUGUCUCGUCUGAUGCCUCCCUACCGUGGCUACCAUCCUGGCGUGGAUCCCAGCAUUGCCAACACUUUUGCAACAGCUGCGUUUCGCUUUGCCCACGUCACCGUGCAGCCAGUGGUGACCAGGCUGGGACCAGGAUACGCCUACAACUCUGAAUACCCCCCACUGCCCCUGCAUCAGUCACUGUUUGCUUCUUGGAGGGUCAUACAAGAAGGGGGUGUCGACCCUGUGCUGCGUGGUCUCCUACUGUCUCCAGCCAAGCUGCAAACUCCUGGUCAGAUGAUGGUGGAGGAGCUGACGGAGCGACUAUUCCAAGCUCAGGGAGGGAUGCCUCUGGACCUCGGCGCCCUCAACCUCCAGAGAGGCCGGGACCAUGGCUUACCUGGAUACGGCUCAUGGAGAAGGUUUUGCGAACUCUCUGCUCCCAACACUACAUCAGAACUAGCAGAAAUCUUAGGCAACUUCACCUUGGCUCACAAAUUUCAGCUCCUAUACGGGACCCCGCACAACAUCGACGUGUGGGUGGGCGCCAUAUCUGAGCCUGCCCUGCCCGGAGGCCGAGUCGGACCGCUCCUGUCCUGCCUCCUGGCUAAACAGUUCAGAGCCCUGAGGGACGGGGACAGGUUUUGGUGGGAACGGAAAGGAGUGUUCAGCAGCUCUCAAAGAGAACAUCUGAGGACCGUCUCUCUGUCCCGGAUCAUAUGUGACAACAGCCAUAUCACCCGGGUCCCUGUGGACCCGUUCUCCCGCACUGAGAGACCAGAGGAUAUGCUGGCCUGUUCCCACUCCCUCAUCCCCCACCUCGACCUCAGCCCCUGGAAGGAGCCAGACACAGAUCCCAGCUGUGGUCCAAUACCCAGAAUUCCGUUAGGCUACUCCAUUCUCUGCAAAUCUGUGGUUUUCUAUGAGUGUCACUCUGGGUUUAAGCUGGUGGGAUCCUCAUCAAUCAGCUGUGAUCCAAACAGCCAGCAGUGGAGCUCCAGCCCACCGACGUGUCACGACGUUAACGAAUGUGAGGAACCGAUUUCUCCAUGUCCACAAAACCUGGAGUGCUUCAACACAGCUGGUUCCUUCAUCUGCUCGGAGUCCUCUGGACCGUCUGCUGCCUCCAUCGCCUCUGCAGUGAUCCUGGUGAUCGGGGGCGUGGCCAUGGUGGCGAUGAUCCUGAUCUGUUACAGAAGAUACUUUCCAAAAACACCAGAGCUGUACAACGCUGAAUGUUGCCCGGGCAACAGUUAAUCAGUGAGUCAAGAACUGAUAGAACUGUGUCUAUCUGGGAAAGCUGUAUAUAUUUGUCUGAAGGAGCAGCAUAUUUAAACUGUUUAAUUUAUAAUAAUUGUCAUUAAAGAAACAAUUCUGCUAGUAAAUUUAUUUGUCCUGCCUGAUGGUCUUCCUUCAUAAAAUAAACACGGCAAACGUCAAAAGUUUGCAGGAACCUGGGAGUGGAGGCCAUGAAAACCGAAGCUGAUUUGAUCCGGAAGCUUGAAGUCUUAGUAUUUGUUUUUAAAAAAAAAACAGAUUUGGAGACUUUAAAUCUCCUCUGAGGGAUUUUGGUGUUUCGUUAUUGUUCCAUGAGCCUCCUAUCUGCUUACAAACCUGUUGGGCAACUGAGUGUGUGUGUUUGCGCGAGUCCGGGCGACCCGGCAACGACCUUUUUUACAUGAUGUCAGGGAAUUCAACGCUUCCGAUUGUGUUCUAAAAAUAACACAAAACGUCAGGGAAUUUAACACUUCCAACAGAGAUGUAAAAAUAACACAAACUACAAAAGUCAGUCAGGCUUUUAUGCCUUGCUUUUAAUAGGACACAGGUAACAACCAUUACAUCAAAACACACCCAUAAAAUGGCCAAGAAGUUUUUUUUAUUGCACUUUCUACUAUGAACUCCUUCAUUUUUACCACCAAAACACUCGUUAAAAAUGUUUCCAUCCAUAACGAAUACAUACCAGGUCACUUUUCAUAGUGUAAUAUGGCUGUGUUUACCUUUCAUGCUAAAUCAAUGGCUUUUGCUGUAUUGUUCACCAUUUGUUAAUAAAGUUUUUUUUUUCGUUUUUGCUGUGAGAUAUUUGGAUUUUAUGGUGAUAUCUCUGAUUAUUAGGGACAACGUAAAGCUUUUUAUGGCAAAGGGGCAUAAUAUAGGUCACUUUUUAAAAGGCACAGCAGGAAGGCCACACUGAGAAAGGAAGUGUUUUAUUUUAAGAAAAUUGCAGCAAGAAAAAGUUUUCCUGAGGUGGCUGAACUAAGAAAAUAACUUUUUGGAUGAUCUUUGAGCAUGUGAAAGAUUAAUGUUUCAAACUUUUUAUUACACUACAAAAGUAAAUCACUUGAGGACAAUA
This is a messenger RNA of Oryzias melastigma (Indian medaka), 4774 nucleotides long. RefSeq names its product eosinophil peroxidase (gene epx). Lineage: Eukaryota; Metazoa; Chordata; Actinopteri; Beloniformes; Adrianichthyidae. The coding region runs from base 1420 to 3681 and encodes 753 amino acids. The transcript has 14 exons. Gene Ontology annotation, biological process: response to oxidative stress. The record is from RefSeq and is a predicted model, not a curated record. Gene Ontology annotation, molecular function: heme binding; peroxidase activity; calcium ion binding.